Owenia fusiformis is the source of this 919-nucleotide messenger RNA. NCBI's taxonomy places the organism in Eukaryota, Metazoa, Annelida, Polychaeta, Sabellida, Oweniidae. The record is from the annotation of a GenBank genome assembly.
AUGGUGGGUAAACUCUCAAUAGGAUCUGCCAUUCUUACCUUGUACUUGAUCGUUGCUGGAAUAGAUGGGAGCUGCAAUAAAACCAUCAACAAACACAUUAUAGGCCACGAGGACUGGUCGACGUGUACUUUCUAUAGGGUGGAUCAUUGCAUUGUCUGCAGGGGCCCUGCCUUUGAGAGGGAACUUGCAAAGAACAUUUGGUGUGAUACUAUACCAACUGAGGAUGGAUUUGAAGAGAACAUUAAAGGGCCAAUUCCUUUAGGAUAUUACGCUUUGGGGAAUCCCCCCGACGACAUAAAUGCUGAUUUCUACGCCAUCUAUCCACAACGGGACGAUGGAAAUGGAUUUUUGGAUUACAAAAUUCUAAAUCCUGAAACGUCUAGAAAACAUUUACUUUUGGGGAGUUCGAAAAACAGUCCAUUGGCAGUAAAAAUCCGAUCAUGUUGGAAACAGUUACAGCGUCAGCUUAACCUUGGUAGAAUGAUUCAAAAAUUAGUAACAGUUUUAAAAAUGGACGAAAACGAGGCAAAUGACCAAGAGCGUUUUACGGAUGCUAUGAUAAAAGGGCUCAUGAUUGUUGGCAAUUGAUCGCUUCAAUUGAUAAAUGUACAUUUUUCAUUAGAAUGUUGAUGAAAAAUGUCAUUCCGCUCUAUGUUGUCAAAGGUAUGUUCAUAUCAAAGAGUUGGAACGUAGAGUAACAUUUUCAUAUAGGCCUUUAGCACCUUUUAAGUAUUUUUUAAUUUGAAAUUUUCAUCAGCCUCUAGCGCAGGAUUUGUUUUUAGAUUUUCACAUUUUGGAGACUUACUUUACUCAAUUGUUCAUAUCAUCAUUCUGAUGUUCUUACUCAUCAUUUUACCUCCGGUUAAAAGGUAUCAUUCAAAAGAGUUUUAUGGUCAUCGAGGAAACUGAAAAAGUGCAU